AGCUUCGUUUAUUCAAUAUUUAGAUGUCUUCAAAUGUCUCAAAUUGAGGGUUCUGGUCUAGAUGAGGUACAUUCUGCGGUAUCUCCCUCUCAAAGAAGCGGUAUUUACAUCAAGCUGAACGGACUUUUUUUUUCCUUCGGACGAGUAAUUUUGCAUUUACCACCUUGUGCCUCCUUGCAGAUUCUAUAGUCGUCUUCUUUAAGGCAGUCUCGGGUGCACCCAGGAUGAAGCAACACAAGUUCGGGUUCAAGAAGCACCAGCAGUGGAGCGACGUCAUCAAUUUUCUGAGAGUGAAGGGGUUGAAACUGAAGGAAGAAGAACCGCUUUAUUUGUUCUUAAAUUCGGCCUUUCAGCCGUCGCCUGAUGAGAUUUUGAGUGACAUCUAUCGCGUUUUUUCCACUAAUCAGGAGAUCGUAGUUCAUUACGCACUGGUCCAAGCGUGGUACGUUAGAUCUGUGUGCGCGGGGUCGAAUCCGGGUUCAGGAUUUCAGUUGCUAAGCGGUCUGAGUCGAAAAGGGGCUGAGGAGGCGGAGUUAGGUGCAGGUGUUCGUUAGAAAAGUGCGCAACUCAAGUCUGAAUGACUGCGCAUCCCUCGCCAGUGGUCUGAAUGCACGAAACUACAGAUAGGAUGCAGUGCCUAGAGGAAUGAGGAGGCGUUUUUUUUGUAUAAUACAUGUACAAGAAGCAAGAGCAAAGCUCUUGGGACUUUCUUCCCCACGAAAGUCCAAUAGACGCUUUUCGGCUUUGCGUUUUUUUUUUUUUUGCGUUUCUGAGUGUGUUUUGUAUUUAUUGUGGUUAUCGUUGCGCCGGUUGGACGACGAGCGCGCGCAUCAUGGAAGAGACAUCUAAAACAGUUCCGGCGACGAUUCUGCGAGUAAAGCGCCCGGCCAAUAGGGCUUGUCCGGAAGUGAUAGGUUUGUACCAGAUAUAGAGGUGAUUGUUAUAUCAGCGCCGCGACGUGCACGUUCCCGUAGCUGGUUCGAGGCUGUUGUUUUUUGCUCGGGGCGUUGCGGGUGCCCACAUGCCCAGAUCGUGGUUGGCAUGUGCGCGCGAUGCGUUUUGGCCGUGGGGGCGUGCGCAUCGCGUUGUUUUGCCGCGUUCAACUGACAGAAUUGCGAACAAGUUUUAAGGGCUAAGGUUCCGAAGAGGGGAGAAGAGAGUGAUGUCCGAAGGGCGAUUGAAGCGUUGGAUUUGUCUGGGGAUACCGGCGCACUUGAGAGGAACGAGUUCGUCGAGGGGGCGGAGCCAAGAGACAUGUGGUGCAAACCAUUUGUAUUGUUAGGAUCUGAGGAUGGCAGACUCGAGGGGCGGUCGACGGAGAGUUUGCUUGGUCGGUUUCAAGCGGGAGAGGUGGACGAGAGUUAUUUGGUCAAGCAGGCGAUUACACACAUAUCUCAGUCCAAGAGGAGUGAGCGUUCCGUUGACGAGGCGCCGCGGUCUAGCUUAAAGGAAUCAGAGGAUGCGAACAUGGUGACUCACGUAGUCAAACGCACCAACGUCCAUUUAUCAGAGCCUCCGGCCGAAUUUGUUAAGUCUCGGAAGAUCAACAUUCUGGAUUUGGUUGGAGAGGAAGCGCCUAUGUCCCCGAGGUCUCCUGAGAAGCGCGAGAGGUAUCCGGAGAUUUUCGACACCCAAACGACGUGGAGCUAUGCAAGGGAAGACGGAUUCUUCACCGAUUAUUACGUUCUUGGCGAGGUGUUGCCGGAAGAGCUUACUCGCAAUUGUCCGGCGUUCACAAUAACCUACGAGAGCUUCCGUCAGGGGAUUCUCAACGAGACCACCCUGAAUAACGAGUACGACGGCAGAGAAAGUAGUUCCUCUACGGACACCUCUGAAGACUCUUAUCUAGACUACGGGGAGGAGGACAGUUCGUUGUCCGAGCACGACGGUUUGUAUCGGAAUUCCUUCGGUUACAAGUCGGAGAAGAUGUCCUCCUUCAAAUACGAUCCAGAAAGCGCGUCGGAGACGACGUCCUCCUUCGAACAAGAUCCAGAAAGCAUGUCGGAGUCGGACUACCCGUAUUUUCGACUCCAAUAAAAUCUGAGAAAAAAAAAACUCUAAAUUUCGAAGUCAUACCUACAUUACGUUUUAGUACAGACGAGGGGCGCCUUCCAU
Schistocerca gregaria is the source of this 2115-nucleotide messenger RNA. RefSeq lists its product as uncharacterized. Lineage: Eukaryota; Metazoa; Arthropoda; Insecta; Orthoptera; Acrididae. The record is from RefSeq and is a predicted model, not a curated record. The coding region runs from base 1255 to 2037 and encodes 260 amino acids. The transcript is spliced from 4 exons.